UCACGCAACGCGCGAGCCGGGCCGGGCUCUGACGCCUCAUCAGGCUACCUCGAAGCCCCGCCUCCCUGCCGCGCUGGGGGGGGGUGGGGGGAAGCCGAGGUGGCCACGCCCCCAUCUCAGCGCUACAGCCGCUCGCGGCGGACUCGGCCCGGGCCGUCAGCGGGGAGGGGCUCGGCUGGGGCAGGUACAACAAUGGAUCUAGUCCUGAACUAUGUAGAUUACAACUUUUUUACACCAUAUGUGUAUCCAACCACAUGGCCUGAGGAUGAGCCCUUUCGACAGAUCACCAGUCUCCUUAUUGUAACAAAUCUUGGUGCACUUGUGCUUUAUUUGCUGUUUGGAACUUUGAGCUACUACUUGGUUUUUGAUCACUCUCUGAAGCAACACCCCCAGUUUCUAGAGAAUCAGGUGCAGCUCGAGAUAAAAUAUGCUCUGCAGUCACUGCCCUGGAUCAGCAUCCCCACAGUUGCACUCUUCUUUGCAGAGGUCAGAGGUUACAGCAGGCUUUAUGACAACAUUGAAGACUCUCCAUAUGGAUGGUUUGGUGUAAUCCUUAGCAUGCUCUCUUUCCUUUUCUUCACCGACAUGUGCAUUUACUGGAUUCACAGGUUCCUCCAUCAUAAACUUGUGUACAAGCGUCUGCACAAGCCCCAUCACCGCUGGAAGGUUGCUACGCCAUUUGCAAGUCACGCCUUCCACCCUGUGGAUGGCUUCCUGCAGAGUAUUCCAUAUCACAUCUAUCCUUUCCUCUUUCCUUUGCACAAAGUGACCUAUUUGGGUCUCUACAUUGCUGUCAAUGUCUGGACAAUCUCUAUUCAUGAUGGCGAUUACCGCGUGCCGGAUUUCUUGAAACACAUUAUCAAUGGCUCUGCCCAUCACACCGAUCAUCACUUGUAUUUUGAUUACAACUACGGUCAGUAUUUCACACUCUGGGAUAAAAUUGGGGGCUCCUACAAAAGCCCCUCAUCCUUUGAAGGGAAAGGGCCACAUGAUUAUUUGAAAAAGCUAAAGAGCGGAGAAUUGGCCAGUAUUAAAAAUGGCCAUGUGGAUGAAGAAUUGGUGAAUAGAGACAGUCUAAAGAAUAAAUAAAUUUUCCUCAAGCUAUUGUAAAAAGGCCCUGACUUCUACAGUUUUUUAAAAGGAAAAAACUACUUAUAAAGAGCCCUUCCCCUAUUAUAGCAUUCUUGGGAUGCAAGCAUUUUAGGUGCUUAGUAGGGUGGUUAUGGUGGAGCUGUGUAGUUAAGUACCCCAAUACAGUCCCAUAAUGGGGGCCAUGUAUGGUGAGAGUGAAAAACAUAAGACCUAUGUAAUGUCUAAUGUUGAUGCAAUAAUGAAAAGAUUUUUCUGCAGCACUUAAUGCACAUGUCAGAGCAUUGAAAUUGGGAGUGCAUUUUCUAGUAUAGGCUCUAAUGUAUUAAGUCUGCAUUUCAAUUCUGCCAUAACAGCAAUAACAGAAGAUCUUUUUGCCCUGCUCAAAAGCUUUCUCCUGGAAGUACAUUGUUUCAGAUAGUAAGUGAUCUCUGCACAGUGAUAGCUUACUAGGAAUUUUGCUAAUUGAGCCAGGAUGCUGUAGGUGGCGCUAUACAGAAAUUUCACUAUUGGCUCAGUGUACGUCAAAGGAAAAUUGAUCGAAUAAAGGAAGACGUGUGCGUCAAUGUAAGUUAAUGCUUUGCAUAUGGAAUGUGUGACUAUACUUUUCUGCAUGCACAUACCUCCAGCUUAAUAAAAGAGGGAACACACAUUUUCCCAAUUACUUAUCCAGCAACUUUUAUAUAUUAGCUUAGCAUUAAAAUAGAAACCAACUGAAUCAAAACAGAGCUAAUGUUCUGGCAGAAAUCUUGUGUAUCUUAAAAUAGGAGGAAGAUAGACCAGCCCUACCAUUUUUUAAAUAAAAUCUUACACUGUUUAUAUAAACUACAUGUCAAAUUGUUUGAAUGGAUCUAUCAAUGCUAUUGCAUUGUCAACUGGAACAUUUUUUCCACCUGCCCACAUUUAUAUUGCCUUAUACUUGGGCUUAAUGAAUUUGAAAGCAUGAGCUCCCAUCUCUAAUGGUUAAUAGAAGGUCUUUGAACAACAUGACAACAGCAUAAGUUUUUGCAUGUUGUAUAUAUUUUUAGCACUGAUAUAAUAGCGUUUGCUACAAAUAAAGUAAUUGUAUUCUAUAUUGUCAAUUUUCCCAAUCAAAUCAUGCAGAAUGACUGCCCAAAGUAACUGUAGGAACAUAGACUGUUGUAAUUCCAAGAAGCUUUCAGUAUUUUUCAAACAGGGUAAUUUCUCCCACUUUAGAUUUAUAGCAUCAGGAAUUCUGUCCUUGAGGAAAUUCUUCUCAAUCUGAGUUUUUUGUAGUCUUUUGACAAAUGUAUUUAUAAUUCCUGUUGAAAUCCUACAGUAAUACUGUACCUUUUGAAGGAAGGAAAACUUUUUAAGUUUGGCCACUGUUUUCAGAAGUGGGGAAAUACUUGCAGAUGUCUUAACAUUCACUUCACAUCAGUUUGGGAAAGCUACCAGGUGACUUAUUGGCUUUCUAUUUGCUGCUUUUUUCUUUUCUCCCUGUUAGCAUCUGACUUAAGAGUAAUCAAUCAAAAAUAUUUUUAUUGUGCAGACAUGCACUACACUAAAUCUCACAGCUUUGAUGUAGAACAGGUGUGCUAAGAAUUUUGAAGACGGUUCUGUUUUACAGUAUUCUAACAGCCUAGUUAGUUUAAAUCUUAGGUUUUUCUUAUCAGCUAUAGAGACCAGUUCUUUUAAAAACUGCUUACAAGAGAUUAAAGCUUUGCUGGGUCUAAUACAGUUUACCUAGCAUUACAAAAUUACCUAACAUGAGGAGAGAGCUGAAGAGGAAUGGUGUGUAGGGUUUUUUCCUGCCCCCCUCCUUCAGGAAGCAAGGAUCCCCUGGUGUAUAGUAGUAUAAUCUGGUUUUUUAAAUCUUGCAUGGCAGUAAGUUCCCUUACAAUUUAUCUGUGGUGAAAUAGUUUGAAUGGGGAGCUGGGUAGAACUGGCCUUGCAGGCAGAGAAGCUGUGUAGGAAAACACUGAAACUUGCAUGAUAAAAAGAGGACCAUUGUAGAGAAGGUUGGCUGCUGAGCCCUAACCACUUAGCAGCCUCAUCCCCUCUGAAGGUUGUUGAGAAUGGAACAGAGCAACCAAUUGGUAGAGGUUUCAGCCCCACCGGGCUCUUUCCCCUUCCCCAGACUCGCUGGAGCAAAAUGACCUGCCCUGUGUUGCUAAGGUCUUAAAUAGCUCCAUUAGCCAGGGGAACUGCAUACUGGAUUCUGAUUUAUGCUGCUCUGAAAUAGUUGUACCUGUGCCCUGGAGUUCUUGUCCCAGCUUUUUCAGUGGGUGCUUCUGAAGCCUGGUGCUGGCUAAGCAGGACUCUGGCUGGCCUGUACAGGGGUAGGUUACGGGCAUGCACCAAAGCUGUUGCUCCUGCUCUACUUCUGAGCACUUGGUUCCUGGGAGAAUUGGGCAACAUGAGGUUUUGGUUUGUGAAGUUCAUUAAAUACCUCUCCUGAAGUCCUGUGGGGCCUUAUUCUGCUCUUGUGUCCCCAACUCACUGUAAGGUAGGCAGGAGGGGGCUUAAAACAUGUGUGGUUUUUUGUUUUGAAAAAUCUAGGUAUGAUCAUGAAGAACCUUUCCCCCCUACAGGGUAAGUUCAGUUCCUACUGUAAGUUCUAUUCAAAAAGCACUUCUAAAAUACAAAUCAGAAGUGCAAAUAUUAAUACAGACAGAAUAGCAAAGUCCCCCAAUGAAAACCAAAUGCCUGUUAUAAUUCCUUAAAUGGAGAACAAAAUAAUGCAGUUAGGGCUUGGUUUUUCAGGGAUGCUGAACAUCUGCAGUUCCCACUGACUUCACCUGAAAGUCAGUCCCCUGCUCUGUUCAUAAAUUAGUUAGAGAAAUGCUAAUGCAUAGAGUGGUUAGAUAUCAGCAAUUAGAACAGUGAACACAUAGAAGAAAUGGAUCAUCAGAGUAGGAAAAAGGUGGCCUUCCUUAUGAGAAGGCUGUUUGGACAGUGUGAGCUUGUUCACCAAAUGCUAUGCACUGUUGGCUGUAGUAGCAUGACCAAUAUAUUAUCCAUAAAUUAAAUAUUCUAAAUAGUUGAAGAGCACUGGGUGAGGAAGGGAAGCAGGCAUGUAAGUUGAGAUGGUAAGAGCAGUUUAGAUGGAUAGAUGUGUUCCUCUCCAUGCAAUUAUGUUAACUGCAAAGAAAGGAGAAAUCUUUAGUGCACCAGUUCCCAACCUCUUAGCGCAACGCUACCUGGUUUGUUGGACUACAUCUGUGACCCCUUCCUUCCAAGGGGUGCCCAAGCUGCACAGGGAGUUGAAGCAUGUGUGACUUGACUAAGACGUCUAGAACUCACAAGCCCAUAUUCAAGCAGAGAUGGGUGAGUGUUGGAUACCAGUUGGUGGGAACCUCCGUCUUAGUGUUCUCCGGUUCAGAUUUGGCAAGGCAGGGUGUGGGUACAGGUUCGUCAGCCGUUUCCAACUUUAGAAACUUCUGCACAAAGCGUACUUUAGCCACUGGGAGGGACUGGCAGGCAGAAGUGUGAUGCAUGCACAGCAGUGUUCCAACAGAAUGUCUCUGGUUCAUACUGUAAACAAGUGAAGCGGCUUGCACAGACCUUUACCCUCCUGAAAACAAGCCAUGGCGCACAGGCAGAAGAGUUCAUAGUAUGUUUGUGUAAAUAAAUGAAGUUACUGUAUGAAGGUUGUGUUGAAAGGAGUUGUUGCAGACCAGUGUGUGUUGGUCUUUAAUGCUAAUGUUUUCUGAACAAGUAAUAAAAGUCUGCAUUUUAAAUGAA
Molecule: messenger RNA, 4797 nt
Organism: Chelonia mydas (Green sea turtle)
Lineage: Eukaryota; Metazoa; Chordata; Testudines; Cheloniidae
Gene: SC5D
Product: sterol-C5-desaturase
Exons: 5
Coding region: 193-1089 (298 amino acids)
Molecular function (GO): oxidoreductase activity; iron ion binding
Source: RefSeq, a predicted model, not a curated record